Molecule: messenger RNA, 888 nt
Organism: Aegilops tauschii subsp. strangulata
Lineage: Eukaryota; Viridiplantae; Streptophyta; Magnoliopsida; Poales; Poaceae
Source: RefSeq, a predicted model, not a curated record
UUUUCCUGAGACAUUCUCUUGCUCCACAUAUUGACCUACCUCUCUAGCUAGAAACAAAGCUUGCUCGACAACAAUGGCUGCAGGUGGAGCUUCUCUUAUUGCUGCUGUUGUUUUCUCUGUGUUGAUCAUGUCUUCCCUGGGGGGUCCGAUGCCUUUAUGCAGCGACUGCGAGACGAUGUGCCGUACCAACUGCACCGCGGAGGCUGAAGCCAAUUGCGCCAAUUACUGCUACGACACCCAAUCAACAGCAGGGUACUGCGAAGGUUGCAUGGGCGCCUACUUCGACCAGCACUGCAAUCCCGAGUGUCUCAAAAAUUGCAGCAACGGCUGCAAGAAGAAGGUGCUUCCGAGGCCUUUAUGCAGCGACUGCGACACGGUAUGCAGUACCAAGUGCACCGAGGAGCUUCAAACCACCUGCAGCGAAUACUGCGACUUCAGCCGCAGCGGUCUGGCGGACUGCCAGCGUCAGCUCUUCGAGCGGUGCAACACAGAGGGUACCUGCUGCAGUAGCGACGGCACAUGCACUUGUGACUGCGAGACCGAAGCUCGAAAGAGUUGCGUGGGCGUCAGCGACAACUCCAAUAAUUGCGAAGUUUGCAAGCGCGGCCAGUUUGACCAGGACUGCCAUCCCACCUGUAACACCGACUGCAACAGCAACUGCAAGAAGAAGAAAGGGUGCCACGGGCACGCAUAGGAAAAACAUGUAAUCGGGUGUGCCCUGCAUUGCAUAGGAAUAACAUGGCUCCCUCCCUGUAGUCGUGCGUAGAUUUCGAUUUCUGUAAACGCCACGACCCGGUUUUGUGGGAUGGCACAGGAGGAAUAUGGGUCGUGGCGCAUCACCUCCAGCUUUUAGCUGAGGAUUUAUAUUCUGUAUUUCUGUUUAUGUUU